AGCGUCCUCACACUACUAAGUUACUUCGCCAUGUCGUUGAGAGAAUUUACGUUGCGCUUGUAUCAUAUGCCUGGUCUGCGGUCCAAUCGCGUUGUAUGGGCUGCUGCUGAGCUGGGAAUAUCUCUGGAGAUGACUGAGAUCAAUGUAAUGAAGAAAGAACACUUUGCACCCGAAUAUGUACAGAAGUGUCCAGAUAGAUACGUGCCGAUGUUAGAGAUCACAGACAACACUAAAGGUGAAGCAGACAAAACACGAGUAGUCCGUAUUGUCGAGGCAACGGCAAUUAUACAAUGGCUGGUUGAGAUGACACCAGAUGUUCCGCUAUCCCCGCCUAUGACGGACAUCAAGGGACGAGCAGAGUAUCAGAUGUGGAUGUCGUACGUUGGUUGCACAAUGGACUCGCUUCUAUGGACCAUAAGAUUAAACACAUCGUGGGCUCUGAAGGAAGACGAGAGAAGCGUGGGGAAUGAGAACUACGCGCGAACGAAAUGGGCGAGAGAUGUUUUACCUAGAUUGACGCCUGUGCUGAAGAAAAACAAGUAUAUACUCGGCGACAAGUUCUCUGCGGCUGAUGUACUUCUGUGGGCAAAUUUAGACUGGUCGUUGGAGUAUGACCUGAUUUCAGAGGAAGAGAACCCGGAUAUAUAUAAAUACUACACAUUGCUUCGUAAACGAAAGAUGAGGCAAGACAACUAUCCCCCAUUCGUAGGAUAA
Messenger RNA from Sphaeroforma arctica JP610, 714 nucleotides. RefSeq lists its product as hypothetical. The coding region runs from base 31 to 714 and encodes 227 amino acids. The record is from RefSeq and is a predicted model, not a curated record. The transcript has 4 exons. Lineage: Eukaryota; Ichthyosporea; Ichthyophonida.